AAAUAUAAUACCGACUUUCAUCAUCAUCAACUUUGGUCAAAUUGACUAUAAUCAAGACUGUUGCCUUAAAACUUUCAUUCAUAGCCAAAAUCUGUAUGGUUGCAGAAAUGGGAUGCACACUGUCCAUUAAAACUGACAAAUGUCCUUCACCUUUCGACCCGGAUGUGUAUCUGAUACGGCAACCUUCCAGCCCGGUAGAGAAGAAACUUCCGCUGGAGAUCCGGAAAAAGAUUUCGAGCACCGCUAAGCCAUGUCUCAACCGGUCUCCCCAGCGGAAGUGGAUUCGGAGUGUUUCUGUGAUGGAUACUCGAUGUUCCCUGACCACACGUGACAAAUAUCAAAUCAUCAAAUCUUGGAAAGGCAUCGCCAGAGACUUGCAUACUACAGGCGUCACAAUGUUUCUCAGAAUGUUCCAAGAGUAUGACGAUCUCCGGAAGUUCUUCAAGUUUGGAGACUACAAGGAAUCUUCCGACCUCCUCCAGAACAAGAUCUUCCAGAACCACGUGAUGCUGGUAAUGCAUACACUCGACGAAGCCAUCUGUUCAAUGGGGGACACAGAUUACGUCAUGGAGAUGCUGCGAGGGGUGGGGAAAUCUCAUAGACGCUUGCCCGAGUUUAAUUUCAUGAUUUUUAGCAGGAUAGAGGAGCCAUUUUUGAUCGCCGUCAAGGAAACGCUUGGGGAUCGCUAUUCGGCCAACAUGGAUAACAUAUAUCGGAAAACAGUGAAAUUCAUUAUACGCGAACUAUCACAGGGAUUUAACGAUACUCCUAAGGCAAUAGACUAGCAUGAUUAGGAUAUCUGCAAUACAACCAGUGCCAUUGAUACGUGUAUUUCCAGCAUU
Molecule: messenger RNA, 842 nt
Organism: Magallana angulata
Lineage: Eukaryota; Metazoa; Mollusca; Bivalvia; Ostreida; Ostreidae
Product: neuroglobin-like
Exons: 3
Coding region: 96-785 (229 amino acids)
Molecular function (GO): oxygen binding; heme binding
Source: RefSeq, a predicted model, not a curated record